AUGGCACAAACGGUUCCCUCUCAAACCAUUUCUCCUCCUGGUGCCACUCCUACUCCUGGUGUUCCUACUGGUACACCUGGUUCCACUAACGGAACCACUAACGACACUCUUUGUAGUUUGAGCGAAUAUACACCUGUUACCGUUCAAUUGCAACAAAUAAAAAGUAGUUUUAGGGGAGGAACUGUUACGGUUUUAGGAACUUUAUCUAUCAUCGAUGGAUGUACUUUUGAAGUUAGCGGGUUUACUUACUCUUUCGCGGCUACUAACACGUAUUGGUUUGGCAGCAACUUUACGGAUCCUAAUGCGGAAGCAAUAUUAGUUAGUCCAACUCCAGUGGGUCAAUUUCAAUCGGCACCAUCAAUAAAGUUUAAGUUGACAUCAACCGUAACAUUUAAUGAUUUUAGCGUAUUGAACCUUUUUUCAAUUGAUGAGAAGGCCGUAUUUGGUCAGGCUGUGUUGAGACAAAGUCCAUCUAAUCCUUUUUCUACCGUCGAAAAUUCUAAAAAUCAUUCCAAUAGAUUAUCAUUCGAUCCUACUAUCAUAAUGACUAAAAUUUUUGUUGGUUUCCUGAUUUCUUUCAUUUGGAUAAUGUAA
Molecule: messenger RNA, 594 nt
Organism: Funneliformis geosporum
Lineage: Eukaryota; Fungi; Glomeromycota; Glomeromycetes; Glomerales; Glomeraceae
Source: the annotation of a GenBank genome assembly